Molecule: messenger RNA, 501 nt
Organism: Selaginella moellendorffii
Lineage: Eukaryota; Viridiplantae; Streptophyta; Lycopodiopsida; Selaginellales; Selaginellaceae
Product: flavonoid 3'-monooxygenase
Exons: 2
Coding region: 1-501 (166 amino acids)
Molecular function (GO): iron ion binding; oxidoreductase activity, acting on paired donors, with incorporation or reduction of molecular oxygen; heme binding
Source: RefSeq, a predicted model, not a curated record
AUGGCUGCACAGGUUCUUAAGGCCCAUGGUCUCGAGUUUGCAAGCCGGACGAACAACGAGUUCUUCCGGAUCGUCAGUCACGCUUGGAACGAUCUCAUCUUGGCGCCCGUCGGUGAUAAGUGGAAGAUUAUGAGGAGAAUUUGCAGCACACACCUGUUUAACAACAGUAUGCUCAAGGCAAGCUCAGGAUUCCGGGAGUCGGAGAUGAAGCAUACAGUCAAGUCCAUUAUUCAGCAGUCCGGGGCAACGAUCAAGCUGCAAGAGCACUCGACCCCUGGAUCUUUAUGGAGUCUACAAGAAACGCAACUCAGAGCUCAUGCCUCGCCUGAAGCUCUUGCUGGAAGAUCAAUCGACAAGCAUCGACGCAGGAAAGAUCAAGCUGGGGAAGGGUUCGUCCCUCGAGACUUCACUGACGUUCUUAUAUCUCUCGAGGACAAGGAUAAGUUGCCAGACAUCUCCAUUUUGGCACUGCUCUCGGUAGCUUCUAGAUCAUGGUCGUGA